AUGACGACUUCCUCCAACCGCGACCACUUUUUCCAGACCUCUGCUGCUUUGGACGAGCAACAGCGGAAAGAUGCCAAGUCUCAAAAUGAUCAGGGGAAUCCGAUCAGGCUACAGAGCAAAAUCCUCGCAGUUCGUGCAGACCCAUCAAAUCAUGGGUCUAUUUAUCUUGCACAGAGUAGUGGAGUGGUGAGAAGGGUGGUACUGGCAACUGGCGAGACAUCGGCACUCUACAAGGGUCCCCAAGCUCCCUUAACAAGCGUGUGUCUGAGCCCGGACGGAAAGACCCUGUUUGCCGGUUGCUGGGAUAAGACCAUCUGGAGCUGGGACGUGGCCUCGACGCAGCCUCGUCAAAAGUACGAGGGACACAGCGAUUUCGUCAAAUCUGUGAUCAGUGUUCGAUUGCAGGGCCAGGAUUUACUUGUCUCAGGAGGUGCCGACGCAAAGGUGCUGGUUUUCAAUCUCACCAGUGGUGAGAUGACUGAAACUUUCAAGGGCCAUGCUCGAGGCGUUCUGGAUCUAUCCAUUGACCCCGAGCUGGAGGAAUCUCAGGCUACCAUCUUUAGCGCCGGCAGUGACCGAGAAAUCCGUCAAUUCCAGCUCUUUGGCGGAGGUGGUGAAAUCGAGCCGAUUCUUCCGCACGAUACUAGCGUGAACAAGCUCUUCUUUGACCAAGAUGGUGAUCUUUGGUCUGCCUCUGCCGACAAGACAGCCAAGUGCCUUGUGCGAGCGGAUGGCUGGAAGGCCAAUAUCUCCCUUGAGCAUCCUGAUUUUGUAAGAGAUAUUGUCAUCUAUGAGGCUGGUGGCUGGGUUGUCACCGCCUGUCGGGAUGAGGAGGUACGAGUGUGGAAUCGAUCGACCGGAGAGCUCCAUCAUACAUUCUCCGGCCACUUUGAGGAGGUCACUGGCCUCGCACUCGUUGGCUCAACAGUGGUCAGCGUCGGAAUCGAUGGCACUGUCCGACAAUGGUCUCUCAGACCCGAUGAGCUCCAAAAGGCUGUUGAAUUGGCGAAAACUGGCCCCAAGGAAGAGGAGAAGGCCAAUGACGAGCCUAUGUUAACGGAGGAAGAAGAGCGCGAAUUAGCCGAGUUGAUGGGAGAUGAUUAG
This is a messenger RNA of Penicillium macrosclerotiorum, 1104 nucleotides long. Its product is annotated as WD40 repeat domain-containing protein. The transcript has 4 exons. Gene Ontology annotation, molecular function: ubiquitin binding. The record is from RefSeq and is a predicted model, not a curated record. Lineage: Eukaryota; Fungi; Ascomycota; Eurotiomycetes; Eurotiales; Aspergillaceae. Gene Ontology annotation, cellular component: cytoplasm; nucleus. Gene Ontology annotation, biological process: ubiquitin recycling; proteasome-mediated ubiquitin-dependent protein catabolic process. Bases 1 to 1104 code for a protein of 367 amino acids.